UACCUCCAAAAUCAGAAGAGGAAAGACUUCCCUGAAAAGGAGUGGAAAAGCCCUCCCCUCCUAUCAGCAAAUUCAAUUUUCUUAAGUACCAAGCAAUACAAUUUCUCGCUUUCCUAGUAUUGAUUCCCCUGCUACUACUGAGUGCUGACAAGGUCGAACUUAGCUUUUGAGAAACUUGAGAGUGUAAUCAUUCUGCAAUUUGGGUGCCUUGCCUUCCCAAUGAUGAAAAAUAUCUCUAAUGCUUUUGCUCUCCUUGAUUUGGAUGUUGAAGAUAACACAGAAGAAAUAGUCUAUAAACCUCGGCAAAAGGAUGGCAAUUGUUCCGUUGAUUCAGGUAAGUGCAAGCAGCAAAGUUCCAACAUGGAUCCAAUUACAUCACGGAAAAAGAAAAAACAAGAUCGCCAAGAGCUUCUAGAGCCUUCAGAAUGUUACAAGUGGCCACUUGUGUGGAUUGACUUGGAAAUGACUGGUUUGAACCUUGAAGUGGAUAGAAUAUUGGAGAUCGCUUGCAUAAUUACUGAUGGGAAAUUGACAAAAGUGUUGGAGGGCCCAGAUUUUAUAAUCUAUCAAUCGAAGGAGUGCCUUGAAAAUAUGGGAGAAUGGUGUCAGAAGCAACAUGCUGCUAGUGGGUUGACUGCGAAGGUACUCCAAAGCACAAUUAAUGAACAGGACGCUGAGAAACAGGUUAUAGAGUUCAUUAAAAAAAAUGUUGGAACAUAUCAACCUGUUUUAGCCGGCAAUUCUGUGUAUGUGGAUUUUUCAUAUCUGAAGAAAUACAUGCCGACACUAGCUGGCCUUUUCUCUCAUGUUCUUAUCGACGUUAGCAGUGUUAAAGCACUAUGCCUCCGAUGGUAUCCUAAAGAAUUUCGUAAAGCUCCUGCAAAGAAGAACACACACAGAGCAAUGGAUGAUAUCAAGGAAAGUAUUCAAGAACUCAAGUACUUGAAGGAUGCGAUCUUUAAGGGUUCUAAGAAGUGAAAAGGUUUAUUAUUUAUCUAUUAUUUGUACACCUUUUGUGCUGUCAAAUCUCAACUAUUUUUGAGUUGGAGUGUAUGUAGAGACAAUUUUAAGAAUGGGAAGGAGAAAUGUGCACCCAUAUGGUUUUUCAUGGCACUGAUGAAUAUCACAUGUUAUGGGGACAAUUUUGAAUCCUGCAGGCUAGCCUAGUUAUUUGGGUUUUAGUGCUCUUGGUGCAUGGGGGUUCUUGCAGACGGGCGAGCGGAUGACAAUUGGAAUUAAUGAUCACUUUUACUGGCGAAGAACAAGAGUCAUAGUUCAGAAUAUCUGCAGGAUGCUUGCCAGUCGUAAUUUCAGAGCUGAUUUUAUGUAUAUUAUAAACCAGCAACUGAUUACCUGUAAAUUACAGGGCUGCACUUGACUUGGGGAUCAAUGAAGAACAUAGUUAUAAUUGAUCAGUAAUAUUUCUGCA
This is a messenger RNA of Amborella trichopoda, 1429 nucleotides long. RefSeq names its product Polynucleotidyl transferase, ribonuclease H-like superfamily protein. Lineage: Eukaryota; Viridiplantae; Streptophyta; Magnoliopsida; Amborellales; Amborellaceae. Gene Ontology annotation, molecular function: 3'-5'-RNA exonuclease activity; nucleic acid binding. Gene Ontology annotation, cellular component: mitochondrion. The record is from RefSeq and is a predicted model, not a curated record.